GGGACAAGAGUUUCACUUUCAGUUCUUCGUAAUCGCGUUAACGGUUGGUGUGGUUGCGGUUUUUAAACCCAGAUAAAAGCCCUCAAACUCUCAGCUGGUUGGUUGGAGGGUUUCCAAGUGCGAGAGCGAGCGAGAGGAGCGGUCCUCAAUUAGAAAUGGAGGCCAGCUUGACCUGUGCAGUUUGCUUAUCGGUGUUUGAGAACCCCACCACUCUGCCUGUUUGCUCGCACAAUUUUUGCAAGAAAUGUAUCUUGGAAUGUGUCACCAAGUCGUUCUGUUCGGGUUUCGGGCUGGGCAUCUGCAGCAGCGGUAGCAACAACAUCUGGAGGAACAGCCAGCUCGAGUGCCCCCUGUGCAGAAAGACCAACUUCAUCGCCGAGGGCGCCGUCAACCUGCCCAGCAACACCACCCUGGCUGAGGUGGUGAAGCUCUUCAGGUCGCAGCAUUGCGAAGGCGGCGGCAGGAAGGAGCGCUGCGGGGAGCUGGAGGAGAACGCGGGCCCGGGAGCCGGCGCCAGGAACCCGGGCGAGGGGUACGCGCUGUGCGACCGCCACCCGUCCCGCAGCUUGCAGCUCUUCUGCAAGGUCUGCAAACAGGUGGCGUGCGGCCAGUGCGUGUCUGAGCACCACCGCGGUGUCUUUCACUCUGUCAACCUGAUUGACAUGAUCUACCAGGAAGAAAAGCUUGAAUACUUUAACAACCUGAGAGAACUGAGACAGCUGAAUGAGAGACUAAAGGCCGAAGUUGCUGAUGUCCCUUCGGAUAUCGAGCUCAUUCUGGAAUAUGAGAAAGAACUUGUUGAGAACAAGUUUGAUGAGAUUUCAGAGAAAUUGGAACUGAAAAGAACGCAGUUGUUGGAAAAGAUUGAAAAGCAAAUUGAGUGCAAGAAGGCUGAACGCAUAGCUUGCCUGACAAGAAAGCGAACACAGAAGGACACGGUCGAGAAAUACUUGAAGGAUUGUGAAAGGCUGGUGAAUGAAUGCAAUCCUGUACAUUUUCUUAAGGUGGCUUGCGACUUAAAUGAAAGAGUGCGGAGCAACCUUGCUAUCGUCCUCCCUACUUUGAAAAAGCAUAAUGAAUCAGCUUGUCUGCAGCCCUGUCAGUUUCACAUAGAACCAGUUCUGGAUAGCAUCUCUGCACUUCAGUUGGCCAAAGGUACAGCAGAACUUAAUUGUGCCUUGGGUAAUGGCAACUCCACAAGUCAGAUAGUCACAGAUGGUUACCGAUUUAAAACUCCCUUGAAAAUGUGGAAACGGCCCAAGGAUUCCGAAGGACCAAAAUUUUCUCCAGAAACCAUCAUUGACUUUCUUGAUGGCAAGCAAAAUCACCAUUGGUGUCUUACUUCAAAGGGUGAAUAUCAGGACAUGAGUCUGGAGGAAGUACGCUACAAAUACUAUCAAUCCUAUAGAAAAGACUGGAACUGUUUUAUGAAUGAGAAGUGUUCUAGCGAUGUAAAUAGUGUAAACCCUUCAGUAUCUUCUGGUACUUCUACGGAUAUAUUGGAAAACCAUGAUGGAAUAAAGCAGCAUCCUGCCAAACUAUUUAGCUUUGGUCAUUCCAGUAAAAAAGUGAAAAAGAAAUACCUUGGCAAAGGUUCAAGUAAUUUGGAGUUGAAAUUGUCUCAUGAUUUAGGAACCAUUGCUAGUAAACCAUCAACUUCAAACACUGGCAUUUCAUUAUCCAGAAACUUUACAAAGUUGCCUAUUGUUGAAGAUGUACCUCUGCCCUAUAAUUCAGGAGCUGCCAUUACUAAGUCAUCUGUUUCAAACUCUGAGAGAUUGUGUACUGAACAAAAGAAGCAAGAGGAUAGUUCUGUUCCAUCAGCAUCAGUUGAAUCUGCAAUCAUUUCAAACAUUCCAAGUGUUGUUAAAACUCUGCCAACAACAAGUGUCACAGAGUCUUGUCCAGCCACUUCAACCUCGUGUACAGCAGUGCCAGUUUUUGACAAAACAGAUGAACACCAGUUCUUCAGAACACCUGCCUUCAGUUCUGCUGGUUCCACAGAAACAAAAUUCUCCGAAUCACCACAUACACAAAAUGUUUCCAGUAAUUCUAACAUUAGUAAAGGGCCAGUUAACCCCACAGCCACUUCUGAUGUUUCACACUCAUCUGUGUUGCCCAGUAGCUCUACAAUUGGAAAGGCUGCUUAUCGGAACUUAGCCACCAAAAUAGAAAAUGAACAAUCUCUGUUUUCAUCAAAAAGUUCCAUGCUUGACAAGCCAAGUGAGAGCUCUUCCACAAGUAGUACAGUGACUAAUUUGACUAGUGUAUUUCACAAUAACAUAACUUGUGAUUCAUCUGGUAAAAAUGUACAGCAUGACAUUGGGCAAACAAGCACUGUCACAUCCGCUGCUGACAAUGGCAAAGACUAUUCAGUUGGAACAGCAUCUGCUUUUUUCUUUGCAAAAACUGCAGAAGAAUGUUCACCAAAAAGCUCAUCAAAAUCACCUUUUUGCUUGAAUACUUUCGGGCCUUUAUGUGAUCAAAACAAGACAAUACCACAAAGCUCCAUUCUCUGUUCCAAAACUGAAAAACCCAAAUCUUUAUACACCAGAAUUCCUAAUGCACAAUUUUCAGCCAAAUCAAAUAAAUCUUCAAGAAACAAAAAAAGUUCAUCCACCACUGGUUUGGUUAGAAAAGGUGAUGCUUCUAAGCUCUUCGUACCUGCCCAGUCCUGUAGUGAUGUUUCAAAUUUGAAUGAUAAACAAGUUCUGUCUUUUGACAAGUCCUCUGUUUUUAAAUGUGAAGGUCCAGGUACUGUCACAGCUACUUCAUCUUUGUUUACAUCCUACUCCUAUUCCUCACUGUUUGCAGGCAACUUUAAGCAAGCUCCAAGCAUAAAGCCAUCAAACCAUUCUACUAGCUCCUCUGAAAUGUCCUCCGUUUGCUCUGUGACAGAUUCAGCUGGUAUUAUUCCAAUGGCUUUCACAACCUGUUUCAGUCAACAACUUUCAGCAGUAAGUCAGCAGCAAAGCAUUGUUAAACCAUCUGAUUUCACGAAAGUGAAGAAAGACUUUGAGGUACCGAUAGCUGCUGAACCAUCUAAACAGAAUAAUGUACAUUUGUCUGAUUCUAAGCAUGAAGACUUGCCACCAGCAGUGAGUGAACAGCAAAGUAUUGAUAAAACAUCAACCAAUAUCAGUUUUGAAAACUGCAAACCAAAAGAGGCUCCACAAACUGAAAAGUGGUUAAGUUGUAAACCAGUGGUACUUCAAGAGACAAAAUCAGCUAGCUCUACAUGUGUAGGUUUCAGCAAAGAACUCUCUUCGGCAGUCAGUCAACAACAGACCAAUGUUGCAACCCCUGGUGCUGGAGUUGGAGCUUGGAAAGUAAAGGAGACUGCAGCAUCUGAAGUGCCUGUAAGUACACAACGACCUGGUACUGAUGAAGAAUCUGGCCCCUCUUUGCAACCUAAUAGCAUGCCAGCUUCACUUGAAAAUUUAUUGGAGAAGUUUUCCACUAACAUAGAAGAAAGAGGAAAAGAAUCACCUGUGUUCAAUGAUCAAAUCAAGGAUGUACAAGAAUUGCAUUCUUUUGAAAAUCCAGGGCACACUGGAGUGCACCAGAGUCCUGCACCCUCCAAUGACAUUUUUCUUGCAGAACAUGAAAACAGCACAAGUGAUACAGCAGGCCCUUCAUUUAGUCCAGCGAGGCAGAUCAUUUUGGAGCCACCAAAUCUUUCAUCACACAGAAAAGAAUUUGCAUUUGUUCCACAAAGUUUUGCAUCCAAAAGCAAUAGUUUUGGGGAAGCUAAUAAUAGCACAAAACCAGAAGCUAUCCGAAUAACAUCAGCUGAUUGUCCACUUGGCACUCCUACAGGUUUUGGCACUGUUUUUGCUUUUGGUGCAGGUCAUGGUUUCCAGUUCAAACCAGGAGUAAGGGGCCAACCAUUUGCAUUAGGGGAAAAGGGGGAUAAGGGAGAUUGUAAAACUGGACCCAAACCAAUGUUCCCAUUUCCUCCUCCAGUUAAUCACCCACCCACAAUGGUAACUGCAGAAGAUAUUCUCUUCUCUAACCGAGCAAAGUUAUAUUACUAUGAAAGGACAUCCUUGCAGUGGAAGGAACGGGCAUUUGGAGAAAUUAGAAUUUUGCAACAUAAAACAACAAAGCUACCACGCCUAGUGAUGUGGAACAGUGCUAAUAAAUGCUGUGCCAAUCAUUGGAUCACGAGUAACCUGGAGCUGAAACAUUCAAAAAACAGCAGUCACAGCUGGACUUGGAGUGCACUGGAUUAUUCGGGGAGAAGGGAUAUCUAUUUAGAUUUGGCUGUACACUUUAAACUAAAAGAAACUGGUCAGAUGUUCAAGGAGGUUUUUGAAUCAGUACAAAGUACAACUGAAGUGUCUAAAUCAACAGAAAACAGCUUGUGCUGUUCAGCAGAAAAUAAUACAAGUGAUCAAAAUGGGGUUUUUUCAUUUGCUGUGGCAUCUGAUUCAAAAGAAGGAAAGUCUUUGCAAGAAGAUGAUGAAGAUGUAGUCAUUCUGAGUGAAGUUACACCAACCCCAGAGCAGAAAGCGCUUGCCUUAAAGUUGCUCCUUCCGCCAACUUUCUUCUGUUAUAAGAACAAGCCGGGAUAUCAAAGCAGUGAUGAUGAAGAUGAGAAUUUUGAGACUGCGAUAAGGAAACUUGGUGGACAGCUUUAUCCUAAUCAGAAUUAAUAUUUUUAAUGCCUGCUUGUGGUUCUGCCUGGACAGCUGAGAAUUUUUAGUUUUAUCCAGUAAUCACUGAAGAGAGCUUGAUUUUUGUAUGGUAUUUCAUAAGAACGCAAGUGGGACCAGGUGUAGAUUAUGACGUCCAUGGAGCAAGCUACUUACUCAUUAAAAUCAAGACUGAAAUAACUCUUAGUUUAAUUCCAAUCGCAUAUUUACCUAAUUCCCUCAGUGCCCCAAAAUCUACUGAUCAGUCAUGAAUUUAGUUAUUACUGAUGUAUUUGAAUAAUCAGUACAGAUCUAUAGGAGCUAACAUUUGUAUUUAUUUGUUUACAUUCAGUAUAUUAAAAUAGAACCUGAAGAGUGCCUGAAAACUUCCAAGUACAAAAUAGAUCUAACAAAGUUCACUUUGCUAUUUGUAAAUGAGAGUUUCAUAUUUGUUAUUGAUGGACUGGGAAAUCCUGUUUUGCAGCUUUUAGCUGUGUAUGUUGGUAUUCUUGCACUUGAAUGUACUCACAGAUGUGCAUUGGCCACAUGCAUACUGACAUUGUUCUAAUGUUUUUUAAAAUCAGUUUUACAAUUUUACAUAAAGGUGUGAAAGACCAAUCAGUGCGCCUAAAGUAGGUUCAAAUGGUAAAAGGUGAAGAGCAAGAAAGUUUAAUGUAAAAGAGCAUGUGGGAAUGGAUGCAGGUGUGUGGGUUGGUUACACUGGGCAAAAUUGAGUCUACAUUGGAAAGCCCACAUUUGCAUUUAACAGCAGGACAAGAGAUUUGCCCCUAAUUUAUUUUUUGGAAUGGGAAUCCAGAGGUUCCACCUGUGGAAAGCUCUGAUUUGACUUGCCAAGAUCUAUAUAGUUAAGUUCCCAGAAAAUUUACUAUAUGGUGUGAGAUGAAAUCAGCUUCAAGGAGGAUGGAAGUGCAUUUACAGCACUCCUAGGGAUUCUCUUGAUUUUCAACUCUCCAUUCCCCACUCCCAAAUCACUAUCGAAGUGGCACCUGAUCCCACAUUCUAUUCCCCCAACUGAAUGGAGGGGUGACCCUAUCAAUCAUACUUAGCCCUCCUUCCUCAGAAAAUAACCUUUUGGGGCUGCAAGAUGUAUAUUGUGGAGUUAAAACCCCACAUGUAGGAAAACCCAGAAGUUCUGGCAAAUAUACAACAUGUAGUCAUGAAAAUAAGGUCUGAUUAGAAUCUGUAAGAGUAUUGGUUGUUUCCCUGGCAUUUCUAUAUGAAACUGGAUUCAGUCCUA
Molecule: messenger RNA, 5895 nt
Organism: Pristis pectinata (smalltooth sawfish)
Lineage: Eukaryota; Metazoa; Chordata; Chondrichthyes; Rhinopristiformes; Pristidae
Exons: 11
Coding region: 156-4658 (1500 amino acids)
Biological process (GO): intracellular transport
Molecular function (GO): zinc ion binding
Source: RefSeq, a predicted model, not a curated record